UUUGUCUCCUAUAUAUAACCCAACUUUUUCUAAUCUUCAAAAUAAAUCUCACAUCUCUCUCUUUCUCUUUCCAUAUCACCUAAACCACACUCAAUUUAAAACCGUUGUUGUUUUAUCUUAGCCAUUAAAAAGUAGUGAAAAAAUGGGAAAUUGUUUGAAGGGCCAAUCAUCAACCAAAUACGCGACGGACGACGAGGUUGAAUGGGAUUAUCCGGCAUCCAAAGGUGACUAUGUGGCCGAAAAAAUCGGAGUCCCGGGCGCCAAGACAAUGACCGAGGUAAAGAUUAAGAUUACGAAGAAACAAUUAGAAGAAUUGCUGAGAAAGGUGGACGUAAGAGAAUUAAAGGUAGAUCAAGUUUUGGCCCAAUUGGUGAGUCAUAGUAAUGGCUAUAAAUCAUUUGAGAGAUCUUGGAGACCUGCACUUCAAAGCAUCCCUGAAAUGGAUUGAACUUGAUUUUGUUUAGUUUAGGUUUAUGGAAGUUGAUGAGGAUGAGUAUUGGCUUAUUGGGUCAAUCUAGCUUUUUUGUUUAUGAUUUUGGAUGAGGAGUUUGAGGAUAAUUUACGUUUUCUUUGUACAUACAAAAGGAAAUAGAUUUCAUGUAAUCACACAAUUACAUAGUUUUAGAUCUUGUUCAUCCAAUUUCAUUAAUAUAUAUAAUAUUGCUUUUCUUGA
Molecule: messenger RNA, 673 nt
Organism: Vicia villosa (hairy vetch)
Lineage: Eukaryota; Viridiplantae; Streptophyta; Magnoliopsida; Fabales; Fabaceae
Exons: 1
Coding region: 143-448 (101 amino acids)
Source: RefSeq, a predicted model, not a curated record